Molecule: messenger RNA, 7419 nt
Organism: Danaus chrysippus (African queen)
Lineage: Eukaryota; Metazoa; Arthropoda; Insecta; Lepidoptera; Nymphalidae
Source: the annotation of a GenBank genome assembly
AUGGCCGAGGAGGAGCCGGACGCGCUGCGACUCUACUGGGACCGCUUCUUCAGGGCGGAGACGGGGACUUAUGAGAAAUCGACAUGGCUGGAGCUGUUUCUGGCAGAAUUUAUAAUACGACUGAACAAGGGGCAGGAUGAGAAGAAGUUGAUAGAUUUCUGUCCGGUGAGCGGCGUGGUGACCCUCGUAGGUUGUGAGCUGCUGUGUGGAGUACACCGGGUCACCUCCGCCGAGCACACCCUGGGGACGCCGCAGCAUCCCGCAGUUAUAGUGAGUCAGGGACAUUUUGCGAAGGCUCGAUGUAUGAGCGAUAAAUUACAAGCAUUCAAUGAAUUGAAUCGAUCACAUCUGACACAUGAUCCCUUCACACCUCUGACAGAAGAGUCGUCUGAAGGAGGAGGGCCUCUGCGACGUUACUUGCUCCGCGGCGCCGCGUGGCGGGGACUGGUGCUGCUGAGGGCGCUCGGAGUACAGGGUCUGUCAUGUUGUCGUCAGCUGAGCUCGGUGUUGAUGUGGUUGUUCGGGGAGACCUGCUCCGUCCCCAGCGGCCCACCCGGCCCGGGGAACCUGCCCCCUCCCCCGCCCCGCGCGACACUCCCCCCUCAUCACAAACCAUCAACACACAUGCACGAACUGUUCUCACACAGAAUAUGGUACAAACAGAAACCGGCCAGCCACGCGGACUCCAACCACUCCUGGGUCUCGUCUGAGAAGAGCCACAAUGUUGGAAGAGCAAAAGUCAACGGUCAGAUCAGAGUGGAUCCUGAAGGAACAUUGAGAAGGAAGUCUGGGGACGAGCUCGACCAAACGUCGGAGUCUGGUGACUCCAACGAGGAGCUCCAGAUCCUGAACCGGUCCAUGACCAUAAAGGUGUGCUCUCCCGAGGACGACUUCGAGUACUUCAACUCUCCGACCCGCACGCCCUACGAGCACGCCAACCAGACCAUGUACAGCGACCCCUUCUACUCGCCGAGGAAGGUGAAGCCGAAAGCCGAAGACUUCAUGAGCGAGGAGCACCGGGCGGUCAUCGACUCGGAGAUCAGCACCUUCGAGUUCACCAUCCUCAUCACGGACCUGCUGCAGGAGCUGUGUAAGGCGGAGAGCGGCAUGGCCGGCUCCGAGGGCUCGCUCAUCUCCAUGCAGUGUAUCAACUUCGCGCUCAAGAACCUGUGCUCGCUGCAGUUCGGCUCCAUUCCCGCCCAGGGAACGGUGUACGAGCCGGAAGAGAUGUCCAGCGUCAAGGUGGCGCUGACGGAGCUGCUCAUGGUGUCCUUGAACCAGGUGCUGGUACACUCCGACCUGUGUGCCAAGCUCAUACACAACGGGAUCCUGCCGAUGUUGCUGCGGCUCCUGGAGGACGUGGUCUGCAAGUCCAGCGCCAAGUACAACGUCAAGGUCGGAGCGGAGGCAGCCAGCGAGGCCGAGGCCAAUAAUCUGCUCAAAUUCGUGUUCGGCGUCGCGUACUCCAUCACGGCCUUCUUCCACUGUCUCCUGAUGCAGUGUCGCUCGGCGGAGAAGCUGCGCGAGUUCACCGACCAGUUCCGUUUGUACGGGGAGUGUCUGAAGGGCGCGCUGCUGCGGGAGUGUGUGGAGCUCAUGCUGCGCAUCCCGGCCGUGGACGAGGACGAGGUGGUCCGCGCCGUGAGACAUCUCAUCGACGCCAUUGGUCGCCUGAUCACGGCCGCCAAGCGCGUGCGAGGAGAUGUGACGCACGCGGCGGCCUGUCCGCGGCCCCGACACCGCCGCUGUAGGGCGCGCGUGGCGGCGGGCCUGCAUCACCAUCAUGACGCGCUGGGCGAGGCGGGGGUCCCUCCGCUUCCACCCUCGUGUUGCGUGGCGGCGCUGUAUGCGGCCUUGGCGGCUCUUCUGCCGGACCCGCCUCUUGCGGUACGUCGUUCGUUGCGUGCGCGCCUGCUCCGCGUAAUGUUGCGUUGUGGUGCAUGCUGCUGUUUCCCGGCCGCGUCUCUGGUGGAGAGCGCGGUGCGCCUCAUGCUGACUCACGAGGGCGCGGCGGUUCCGUGUCUACGCCUGCUGGAGCGCACGGUGUACGGCGAGCUGGGCGCGGGCGUGCUGCUGCCUCACGCGGGAGACCGCUUGCCUUGCGCCGUGUGUGAGCGUGAAGACGGCCGGCCGCGGCGGCCUGGAGGCUCCGUGGACGGCCGCAGCGUGUGGUCGUUCCUCAUCCACUACAACUCCCUGCUGCAGCUCGAUAACCACGACGACGUGCUGCACGCCACCGUUGACCACCUGCUGAAGGUGACGACUCGCUGCCGCUCCGAGAUGAAGUACGAGCUGCUGUUCAGCGUCAUCUACCCGACCUUCAUCGUGUCCAAGCACCGCUACACCAUCAAGAUGGAGGAGUCCGCCUACUUCCUCACGGCCUCGUGUCUCAACAUAUUCGCCGGUCUCCUCAACACGGUCCCGUUCGCCGAGCAGUUCAUCCAGAAGGGCGGCUUGAGCUAUGUGCUCGAACUGAUAUCGCUGCCGGAGUUCUCGGACCAGUGCUGCGCCAUACUCGAGAUAGCGAUAGUCGUAGAGAUAUUCAAGCUGACGAAGGAGAACGCGGAGUAUCCCAGCUUCGGAGAGAAGAAGUCACCGGCCUCCGUACAGAUACUGUUGAAGUGUCUACGAGACGUCACGGACAAGUGUUUUGAAGUGUACAAACCGAAACUCUCAGAAGAGCUGUUGGAGGAGCUGUGCGGGGCGGGGGGCGCGGGGAGCGGGGAUGAGGGCGAGCCGGUGUCGGAGGGGCGCGUGCUGCAGAGCGCGGUGACGUUCUGGCGCUCGUGCGGGCGCCUGUGCGUGUCGAGCCCGUCGUUCCGCGGCGAGGCGGCGGGCCGCGUGCUGUCGGCCAGCUGCUCGCUGCUGCGCCUGGUGCUGCACGUGCUGUGCUCGCCGCAGCUGGCCCCGCCCCCCGCCUCGCCCACCGACCGCCUGCUGGUGAGGCUGAUGGAGGCCCUCGUCACCGUACAGUUCGCCGUGUCCGAUGUGACGGGCGGGUCGUCCAAGGAGUCUAGUUGCGCCAUAGUCCGCGCGGCGCUGACCGCUCGCGUCAGUUCCGAGGACGUCCGCGGGGGCUCCGGCCCGGGACUGCGGUCCCUGUGUGACGCUCUGGUCGGCGUGGCGCUAGCUAGGCCCGGCACCCGGCACGCCAUGCCCGUCUUGACGCCCGUCAAGAUGCCGGCCCUGUUCUGCCCGUCCACCACCAGCUCGGAGUGUUCCCUGAGCGAGGACAGCGCGCCCCGGGACCGAAGCCCCACCCCGCCGGACGGAUACGAGGUGACCAUACACGAUACACACAACACUCCUCAAACAGACGCCGGCCUCACCUCGUGUGGAGCUUCUUUAAUGAGUUAUGAGGCCUUCUUAUUAACGCGUGUUGUUUGUGAGACUACUCUCACACACCACCGACCACACCAGUCACACGACCUCUGUCUCCAGGCGGACAACGAGAACGGAAAACAAGACGACGCUACCGUGAAGACGAGGAAGUACUCGGAGACGCUGUCCGUGUUGAACAAAGUUUCAGAUGACAGUCUGAGGUCUCAGGAGCUGAUGAGGCUGGAGUGCCAGGAGGCGGCGGGCGAGCUGGCAGGGCAGCCGGCGCACCCCGAGCUGUGUCUCAUAGUCGUGGACGUCAUAUCACAGCUCAUAGACAAACUACUGCAGGAGGAUGAGAAGACUACGAAAGAAGAGGAGGACGUGGACGAUAGCGCCGGGGUCACGGAGGUGGCGCGGGUCUGUGGGGGCCUGGCGCGAGCCUGGGGGGCCGCGGGGGGCUCGGCGGGGCGCGGGGGAGGCGCGCUGCUGAGACUACUGGGCACCGGGACACCCGCCGCCAGGCUGCUCGAGGCUCGGCGGGCGAAGUACACAGAGUUACAGCGUAGCGUGUUGGAGCUGGUGGAGGCGGUGUGUGUGCAGGGCGUGUCGUCGUGCGAGGCGGCCGCCGUGCUGCGUCCGCUGGCCGCGCCCGACCCGCCGCUGGAGCUGCUGCUGCCCGCGCUGCUGAGGAUGUGUUCCCGCGCCGCCGCCGAGCGACACACGCCCGACACCUCGCUCACCUUCCCCAUACGACCAGACCCCGAGGAGCCGUUCCUGGAGGACGUGGUGGGGUCGUCGCCGCGUCAGCAGGCGGAGAUCAGCGCAAGGAAGAUACGCCAGGAACAUAUUAGAGCAGGCGAGUGGUCGUCGUGGGCGGCCAGCGCCGGGCGCGCGGUGGUGGCGGCCGGCUGGGCGCCCUGGUUGCAGGGGUUCGCCCUCGCCAUGUGGAUAAGACUCGAGACCGCUAACGUGGAGGGUGCGGCUGAGCCGAGUCCGGAGGUGGAGUCCCUGCACGCCGUGUCCAUCGGCCACGACUCGCUCAUGUUCGAGCUGUGGAUCAGUCCCGCCAACGGCGAGGUGACCAUCCGCCUCACGCGGCCGGACUCCUCCGGGUACAAGAUAGUGAGCGGGGCACGGGGCGCGGCGCGCGUGCCCGGGGACGUGUGGACCUGCCUGGCCGUCAACGUCAGCGAGCGGGUGCAUAGGAAGAGGAUACACAUACAGGUGACGCUGUACAUCGACGGCCGCGAGUGUGAGACCAUGUCGCUGCCGCUGCAAGGCAUCCUGGUGCGCAAGCCGUCCCCCACCACGCUGCUGCUGGGCCAGGCGGGGCGCGGCGCGGGGCAGGGGGCGGGGGGCGGCGCGCUCCUGCUGUCCUCGCUGAGAGUGUGGCGCACGGGGUCGCUGAGGGCCGGCGGCGCGCUGCACGUGGCCGCUCACCCGCCCGACCUGCCGUGUCAGAUCCCCUGUGAGAACGCUCAUUUCCCCUCCAUCCUCAGCCCGGAGCUAGUCGAGAUGGACGUCGAUUGGGACUCGGUGUACGAGAUCUCCAGCUCCACUCUCCGCGAGCUGCACGACGGCCUGCUGCUGUCGUUCUCCGCGCACGCUCCGGACGUCAUGCAGCUGCACCACCAGCCUCCCUCCACACCCAACGCGUGGGGAGGUCGCGGGGCGGCGGGGGCGGGGGCGGGCAUCGUGGGCGCGGAGGUGGGCGCCGUGCGGCUCACGUGGGCGGGGGCACCGCGCGCCGACCAGAGACGAGGACUCGCGCCCGCCUUCCUCGAGCUAGGAGGAGUGGAGCCCCUUCUGUACCUGUUCGCGAGGGUGCGUGUGUUGGUCGCGUGUCCGUGUGUGUGUGUGUGUGUGUGUGUAUAUGUGUGUGUGACGAGCCGCGUGCCGCAGGUGGUGGAGCUGGGCGCGGAGGGCCGGUGGCAGGCGGCCGCGCUGUCCGUGACGCUGCGCGCGUGUGCCUCGGACGCUCGCCUCCACGCCGCGCUGCUGCAGGACGGCCUGCCGCUGCUGCUGCCCGUGCUGGCCGCGCCACCCGCCAAGAUAACACACCAUAUGCUCAAGGUGAUAUUCGACGAGGCGUGCAGCAGCUCCAUCAUGAGCUUCAACGGCAGCACCGUCACCGUCCUCGAUGACAACCACAGCAUCCUGCUGGAGCCGCGCUACCUGGCGCUGCUCAUGACGGCCUGGAGGCAGCUCGACACGGACGAGGAGGUGGUGUGGGAGUGGGGCGGCUGCCGGUGGCGCGGCUCGUGCUGGUCGCUGUGUCUGUCGUGCGUCUGCUCCUUGCUGCACUCGCGUCACCCGCACGCUGCCUUCAACGGCGGGCAGGCGGCGCGCGCCGCGCUGCUGCACCGGCUGCUGACGGCGUGCCGCGAGCGGCUGCUGGUCGGCUCGCGCCCGGCGCUGUCCGCGGCCGACAGCACGGCGCUGGUGGGAGCGGUCCGGGCGCUGCUCGCCGCGCCGGGGCCCUCCGCCGCGCUGCCCCCGCUGGCGCUGCUGGCUGACUUCCUGCUGCUCAUGCACCAGGCCAGUGACACGUUCGUGACACAUUCGCGGGCCAACUUCUACUUCCUGCUGUCGGCUGACACGCCGGAGACCAGCGACUUCAACUUCCUGACCUUCAUGACCAAAGGGAAGAGGAGCUCCGCCGUCACGGACAACCGGCGGCACGACGCCAUCGACAGGUCCAGCUCCUCCAGCGUGUCCAACGAGGACGUGACGAGCGACAACCAACCCAACGACCUGAGGGAUACGGCUCAGAGUCGCGAGUCCGACCUCGAGAACGGCCCCGACAACACCAAGCACAUGAAGGGGAUGCUGAACGCGCAGAUAAAACAGAGCCGACAGAAGCUGUCGUCGACUUCAGAGAAUUCAGACGUGACCGAAAAGAGUACGGGAGACCUGGACGAGGAGCACGAGCAGGAGCCGGCCGACGAGUACGUGCUGGUGGAUGAAGACGACGCGAGCCGCACCACCAUCGACCUGUACACCAGCGCCAUCUAUGAACAGCGGCGGCUGUUGGCGGGCGCGGAGCCCGGCUGGCGCGCGUGCGGCGGGUUGCUGCUGCUGCUGCGAGACGCUCUGGCUGCGUUGCCCGAACAGCAGUUAGCGCUGGCGAUGGCCGGCGCCGUGCCGCCCGAGACAGUGGUGGUGCUCGCCAACCACGCCUCGCCCGGCGUGCGGGCGGCCGUGGUGCGCGUCAUGUGCGCCCUCCAGCGGCCGGGCGCUCCCCCGCUGCCGCCCUACACGUACAUGCAUCUCGCCAACCAGAUCUCCCUGUACCCCGCGUCUCGUGAGCUGGUCACCGCAUGCGCCGUGCUGCUCACCAACCGGGACGUGCCCCUUGAAGACCAGCUCGAUGAUGAGUCGUGGUCGUGGUCGGAGGAGGCGUGUGGCCGCAGUCCUCCGCUCCUAAGUCUGUUGCCGCUGUGUGUGAGGGCUCCGUGUGUGCCGCUAGCACACAAUGUGGUGGCGCUGCUGAGACGCCUCGUCGACAGAUCGUCUCUGAGGGCCUUGAAUGAGGUGGCGGUGGUGGAGGUGAUAGUGCGCUCCAUCCGUAACGUGGGUCUGGAGGAGGGCGGCUUCGAGGGCCGAGACCUCCUGCUGGAAGAUCUAUACGACUUGUUGUGCAGACUCGCCAUCAAAGUGCUGGCCGGGAACCACAGCAUGCAGACUAUAAUAGACAUGCACUACAUGUUGCGUUACAUCGAAUGCGAGUGCGGCCUGGAGGGGGAGAGGCAGGGCGGCGCCCCGGUGCAGGUGGUGGCCCGGGACGCUCAGACGAGCCUGUACCUCGCGCAGCUGGACUACCUGGAGCGGCGGCUGAGGGAGCAGCAGCAGCAGCCGCGGACCACCAACUACUUCACCAAUGUCCUAGAUGGUUCCCGCGCGGAGAGCGAUGCGGGCUCGCGGCUGGCCGGCGUGGCGGGACGCGCCGUCACGUUCCUGACGGGGCGCGCGGCGCACCACGCGCUGCUGCCGGACGCGCUGCUGCUGGACCGCCUGCUGUCCGUGCUGCUGGCCGGUGAGUCACCAGUCACCACGAGAGGUCACCUGGCGACCCUCCGUAGGAGGAGACGAUGUUAA